UGUGGAGGGGAGUAAAGGUAGCAGAGGGUGGGGGUAUAUUGGGCGCGGCCUAGGACGGCCGCGCACCGCGUUGUUAUAAAAAUAAUAUCAGUGUUCCCAGCGCGCUUCUCGUUAGAUAUCCCGGCCAAUAUAACCGGCGUCAGUAUAGCACGCUGCUCCUCUAGCCGUGUGUGUUUUUUCUUUCUCUUCCGUAAUCGACAUCCGUGCGCGUACGCACUUCCGACUAAGUAGGUGUGCGUGAAACUUGGACGGAGAAUCUCCCUCGUCUCGGAGCGUUUAUUCCCCAUUGAUCGUCGCGCGUUCGUCGUGAUCGCAAGCAGCGGUGAUCGAAGGCGGCCCGGUCUGAGACGGUGAAAGGGGUACGGCACGAGGAAAAAAAAGAACGAAGACGGAAGAGACAGAGGGAGAACAAGAGGGAAAGAGAGAGAGAGAGAAAGAGGAAGAGGUGAUCGGAGCGAGAGAGGAAGAAAAAAAUAGUAGCGGAGAACAGAGAGAGGGCGCACCCACGUAUACGUCCGAAGAAAGGCCAGUGUCAUUUACGAGCGUAGUAUAAACGCGGAACGGAAGCCGGGUGUCGUGUCACUUCGUUAUUCGGCCAAGCGAUACCACGCGCACCAAUAUCUCGUGUCGAAUUUAAUCCACGUGGCUAGCCGAAACGUGAAAGCAUCUCACGCGCGAACAACCAGAGGACCAACGUAAUUCCCGUGGAACGUAUCUUUCCUCUUUUUUCUGUACCGGCUUUUCUAACCCGUUGUGUCAUCGCGCGAAACGGUGUUCGUCAUCGUUCCUCGAGAGCGACAAAGAGAGAGAAAUAGAGGAGUGAGAGAGCGGUAGCGGGAACCGGAUAACGCACGGUCCCAGAAUCGUCCCGUGCAACCAAUCACGUACGAGCUCUCGGCUGUCUCCUCCGUUUAGUUGGUAAAAGUGCUCGCGCGUCUUCGAUACGUGGAGGGAUUUCUUGGUCGGCUAGAAGAGAAAGAGCGAUAGAAGGCAGCCGUGCGAGAAAGAAGGAGAAAUCGGAGGGACACGGGUAAGGGAAGGCACGGUAGUAGAAAGCCGAGGAGCAGAGGCAAGGAGGAAAGCACGAAACUGCUCCACCCGCGCGAGCUUCCCUUCGACGCUCGUCGAGAGAACGAGACUCUAUCCCGUAGGAAGUUGGAGAAACGGUGCCGGUGUGAUCUGUUCGCCUAAUCCGGUGUGUCACGCGUGAUACCGUGUGUCAUCGUGAAAAAGAGAAUCGAAACGAGAGGGCCGAGUUAACGAGCGUGUACGACGAAAGUGACGAAGCGCGUGCGAUUUACACGAGAGCGACACGGAGGAGGAGGAACACGCGCGAAGGAGUACGAAAUUAAGGAAACGAGAGAGGACGCUACUGUACGGACAGCCCGAAAGAGUUUUCGUCUGGUACGUCGUUCGUGUUCGUGUCUUCAUCGCGUAUACGACGUCGUUGUGUCCUAUUUUCAUCUUUUUCUUACUCUCCUCUCUUUCAUUCGUGUUCGUUCGGUCGCGCGAACAAGAAAUCAGCCAGUGUUUAGUGCCAGUGUUUGUCUACCUCAGUCGAUUAGCGGCAGCUAACGGUGAAUAAAGCUGCGUUUAAAGAUAUUUAGAAGAAAAAAAUAAAUAAUAAGAAGAAUAUAUUAUAUAUAUAGUAUAAUAUAUAUUAUAUUGAACAGUGCUGGAACGACGUCGAGUAUUGUUGUAAAUAGUCCAUCGGUUCUUUUUUUGUGUGAAAUUUUCAACGAACGAAGAAAAAACAAAACAUCAUCAUGUCCCUGGAUAAGUUUGCGGAAGGUGGCAUGUUAUCGAAGGAAAUGGAGCGGCUAGACAUCGAGGAGAAAAACGGCGAUGCUGCGAGCGGUGCUGGAUCAAAGAUCCUCGUAAGCAAUUUUCCAGCUCACGCCAGACCAGAGGAUAUCGAAAUAUUAUUCUCGAGUUGCGGUCAGGUGCUCACCGUUGAGAAAUUGUCCUCACGCGAUCCUAACACACAAACCGUCCUCGUUAGCUAUGAGACGCAAGAACAAGCACAGCAGGCUGUGAACCAGUUUAAUGGCCACGAAUACGAGGGUAACCCGCUAAAAGUGGAAAUGUCUACGGCGGAGAGCCGACGAAGAGGCCGCAGCCAACGCAGCGGCGUUACUUAUUCCGGAGUCUCGGGUUCCGGUCGUCAAACAGAUUUCCCGCUUCGUAUUCUUGUACAAUCGGACAUGGUCGGAGCCAUAAUCGGCCGUCAGGGAUCCACCAUACGUCAAAUCACUCAAAUGACGCGGGCGCGGGUCGACGUUCAUCGAAAGGACAAUGUUGGUUCCUUGGAAAAAGCCAUCACCAUUUACGGUAACCCGGAGAAUUGCACGAAUGCCUGUAAGAAGAUCCUGGAGGUCAUGCAGCAGGAAGCUAACAGUAUAAACAAGGGCGAGAUCACACUGAAGAUCCUCGCGCACAACAACUUGAUUGGGCGAAUAAUCGGAAAAGGUGGUACCACGAUCAAGAGAAUCAUGCAGGACACAGAUACGAAGAUCACUGUGAGCAGUAUCAACGAUAUCAAUAGCUUUAAUCUUGAACGCAUCAUCACAGUCAAGGGCACCAUCGAGAACAUGAGCAAAGCUGAAUCCAUGAUCUCCAGCAAAUUACGCCAAAGCUACGAGAAUGAUUUGCAGGCGAUGGCUCCACAAAGUAUGAUGUUCCCUGGCUUGCAUCCAAUGGCUAUGAUGUCCACCGCUGGUAUGGGAUACAGUUCACGUGGUCCUGGUUUGUACGGGUCAGGACCGGCACCGUAUCCGUAUCAAGCAAGUCUGCCGCCACAACAGGGUGUCCCUGCAACCGAUACUCAAGAGACUGCCUUCCUUUACAUUCCUAACAGCAGCGUGGGUGCCAUUAUCGGAACCAAGGGUUCUCACAUCAGAAACAUUAUUAGAUUCUCCGGCGCGAGUGUUAAGAUCGCGCCGAUCGAACAAGACAAACCAGCGGAACAGCAAACUGAAAGGAAAGUGACUAUCGUCGGAUCGCCAGAAUCCCAAUGGAAGGCACAGUACUUGAUCUUUGAGAAAAUGCGCGAAGAAGGAUUUGUUGCUGGCACCGACGAUGUACGAUUGACAAUCGAGAUUCUUGUACCGAGUGCUCAAGUUGGCCGAAUCAUCGGUAAAGGCGGACAAAAUGUUAGAGAAUUGCAGCGUGUUACUGGGAGUAUCAUAAAGCUAUCGGAACAACAAUCAACAUCUCCUUCCGCCGACGAAGAGGCCACCGUCCAUAUAAUUGGUCCCUUCUUUUCUGUACAGUCGGCACAGAGAAGAAUUCGCUCUAUGGUACUGCAGUCUGGUGCACCUGGAGCAGGUGGUGCUGGUUCUCGCGCUGGUCGUGGUAGCAGCCAAGAAGGUGGUUCUCGUAGCCGAAGAGACGGCAGUACCGCGUCUCAACAGGGCGGCACAACAACGCAACACUCUUCUCAACAAUCGAGCACUUCGCCAUCAAGCCAGCAACAACCGCAAAAUCAGUAACGUCACUGAAACUUACCUGACGCCGACCAACACCUCAAAGAAUCCGUUUUAUUCGCCGGGGUGGGCCUCGUCGCUUUGACAUUCUCUCGCUAAGAAGCUACGUGCAACCUCCUUCUCGCGGAACAUGUAUCCUUCGAGACGAAGGAUAUACACGAAAGCUUUCUAUCGAUCAAAUAUUCUACGUGAUACAUGAAUCAACAGUAACGACAUUCUUCAGAAAUCAUUUUCGUUCCGUUCAAACUGAAAUCGUUGAGAGGGGAGUAUGAUCGAUGGCACGUGUUUUUUGCUUCGUUUCUUCUCUCUUGUUUUCUUUUUUUUAAUUCGUGUACGUAGUUCAAAGUAUUUUUCAUGGGUUUUCGAGAACUUGGAAAAUGUAGCGAUUUUUUUUUCUUUUAUUUUUUUUUUAGAUAGGUUUUUGUAGCGAAAUGUUUGAAAAAUUAUCAUUGUCGAUUGAACGCCAUCGAUCGUGACUCUGUUCGCGAUUUGAAAUAUUCAGGAUAAACAGGAGAAAGGAAUUGCAUGAAACGUAACGCGGUACCACGCGAAAAUAGAUGGAAGUGCACGUUACUUAACGAAAACACGUCACGCGAGACGAGGUGAGACAAGAAAGGGUUCUCGACCGUUUCGGAACGGGGCAAAUCAGAAUUCGAUUCUUCUUCGAAACGAUACACAUCGAUCUCUCACCUCCUCUGCGCGCGUCGUUUCGUUGCGAGGUCGCUCGUGAAUUUUUCUCCGGGUCGAAGCGACGGGUGACACUCGAACGAAUCGUUAACGGAAACCACCUCGUCGAUGAAAUAGGAUACGAUGAUUAAGAAACAAAUAAGCAUACACAACCUUAUUACCUCAUUCAUUACGGUUAAAGAUUUAAUAUGAUAAAGGAAAGUGAAAUGAGAAAAAGGUAAAACCAACUAAUCUAAAAAAAAAAAGAAGUCUACCUAAUAUUAAAGUUAUAAUAAUAUACAGAGAAGUUAAGUAACGAUUACACAAUUACGUUAUACAUGUUAUUACUACUACUACUAUUACUACUACUAUUACUACUAUUACUACUACUGCUAUUAACUAUUUACUUCUGCUAAGUACCCUAUACAGGAAGGCGGUUUUGUUUCUUUUUUUUUUUAAACGAAAAGAAAACUACUCUCGGUACAGUUUUUCUCUUUUUAUAUGUAUAUCACAACGCAGAGAGACAUUAAUUAACGAGACUUAAUUAUUGAAAACGCGAACGAAACGUGACACGUUCUGCGGUGGACGCAAGAGCCAGGCAAAAAUGGUUUUGCAGCCAAGACGUUCCUCAUACUCCCACCCGCCCCUGCCGACCCCUCUCGCACCGUGUAAUACCAAAGAAGCGAUCAUGAGUUUUUUCGUAUUAGUGUGAAGUGAAAUGCGUGACACACACAUGUCGUGUACGCUCUACUCGCCUCAAGUUCCUUGCAAAGAGCCAAGAAGAGUGAGAGGGGUCAAGGGACAUCGCGGUCACACGUAUACGCGGUUUUCCGCGGGGUAUCGACGAGUGGUGUUAUCGACGUCAAGGAACAACAGGAGAUGGAAGGAAACCGACAGAAACAUCAUCGUGUAGAGGAUCACUUUAGCUGAAAGUGAUCGAUUUAUAAAUUAAAAGGAAAAAAAGACGUUUUAAGAGAGAAAAGAGUGCAGAUACGCAACGGGAAACGGACGCUGUUUCGUGCUACGAGAAGGAUGUUUCCAGAGAGAAUGAAAAAGCGACCGUUGGUACAUGUACGGGGAUGCCAGCGAAAGAGAUCGCUGGCAAAAAAAUGAAAAGAAGUGGUGACGGCAGAAGAUGAAAGGAGAGAAGAAUUUAAAGAGAAAAAAAAUGAUAUGGGAGAAAGGAAAAGCUAAAACGAGCAGAUAAGAAGAAAGCAAAAGCCACAAAACUUUUUCAGGGAUUUUUACUUUACCAUGGAUGUAAUAAGUGUGUGAGUGUGCGUGUGUUGAAUAAUACUAUUAAUUGAUAAGUAAUUAAUUACCGAUUAGGCAUAUUAUUAACGGCAAGGAAAGCAAAAAUAAGAAAAAACGCCAGACAUGGUAGAAGUUUAGGCUUAUCGAGGGAAAAAACGCGAGAGAUUCUACGGUUAAGUGCUGGAAGAAGAAAGCGAAUAUUAAAUACGCGAAGGCAUCGUAAUUAUCUUUACGACGCCUUCGUCGUUCUUCGCCUCGUGAUGCGAGCGUGAAUAUCGCCAGCGAGUUCCUCGGGACGACGAUUGAACGCUGAUCCGUUUUCUUUUUGUUUCUCCUUUUUUUUUUCUAUCAUCGACGUCUAUCGACGAUCUUUGUAAAUUUUGUAAUUUUGCUUUUCCCCUCGCCUCUUCGUUUUUAAUCGUAGGAUGUAGCGUUAAAACGUUAGGGUAGUAAAUGUUAGGAAGCGUUUCGAAUUCGUUCGUAGAAACUCGCAGCGAUAUCACGGCUUCGGCACAAAGGCGCGUACCAUCGAUCACGAUGUUUCUGUCUAUGAUUCUUUCGGUCUGCAUGAUACAAAAAAAAAGAAAAAUUGGGCAUUGACGUUUUUCGAAUGCCAUUGAAAAUGUUUCGAUUCGACAUGGUCCUUCGAAAGGUACCACGCUCGUUUGGCUUCGAAACAAAAAACGUGAACGUAAUCGUAAGAAUACGUUUACCUCGACAGAAUUAUUCGUGAUCGAUUUCGUGCGAGGAAUACGAUAGUUCGUACGGGCGGGAAGCGUUUUUUGAAAGAUCGAUCGCGUAAGAGAAAUUUGGUUUUUUCUUAAAGAAAAAAAAAUUGGAGGAGAGUGAAGAUGAGGGAAAGUGGAAAAACUUUUGGGACAAAAGUGGUGGAAGGUUUAUACGCACGAUUGAUCGUAUAGGACUUGAAGUUGAAACAUACUUGAUCGAACGAAGUAACGCUUUGUUCGAUAAUCUAUUUAAUUGUGACCAAAAAAGAAACAAUGAAAAAUUAACGGACUGACGAGAUGCACGAUCACGUGCCACGAGAUAACUUUGCUAAAUCGAUCGAACCAUUCAUCUCGAUUUCAAGUAAUUAAUAUCGAAAGAACUUCCGGUAUAUUGUUAAACCGUUCAAUCAAUAUCCACGAAUUAUCGAGUUAAAGUUCCUGAAGAAUUAUCGUGGCACGUUAUCGAUGCUCAACUCUAGUACUAAUAACGUUGAAUCCUGAUAUCAGGGUUCGCGUUUUAACGACGACGUCGACGAUCGUUUCCGGUAGCACGGACUUAAUCGGACCGGCGGUUCGUCGACCCGUCGAAAUUCACCUCACGGCAUUCGGUAUGCGUUUAGUACAAAAAUACACGAGUUUAAUGUGGGUAGGAAAGCAUGAUCCAGUUUUGCGAGUGGAAACGCGUAGUAGAACCAGGCGGCAGAGAUAUAUGGCGUGUUAGGAUUUUUGUUUGUCGGGAUGAAGAGCGAAAAAGAAAAAAAGGAAAAAAAAUACGUGUAACGAGAAGAGCUGCUGGAGUGUGCGCACGAAUAUCAUCAUCCGUUGUGGGUUAUGGAAAAGAAUCGGCGGUGAAGGUAUGCAGUGGAGAGCAAAGAGACAAACGGAAACCGUCAAUGCGACUGUGUUCCGUUUUCCUCUUUUUUUUCGCUGCAUCUCGAGGAAGAGUGCCGGAAAGACGAGAACGAAAAAAAAGGGAAAGCAAAGAUGAGAGUUUCGCGUUCGGUACGCGAAAUUGACCGAAGACAGGAAGGAAAAGCGAAGGAAAAAAAAAACGGAAACGGAAAGGAAUUACGCGAAGGAGAGAACAAUGAAAAGACGAAAGAGAGAAAAUGAAUCUAAGAGUAAUAAGUUUAUUUUUGAUACAUUGUUGGGGAGAUCUAAGUGAAUCUUUCUUUUUCAAUUUUUUUGUUAGAUGUUUUUAAUAACUUAAUGAAUUUUAACGAUAUUAAAAUAAAGAGGAAAAAAAAGAGAAGCGAGGCGUGGACAUUUUUUAAAUAGAGAUAUAAGAGAUAUUAAGAGAAAGGUGGAUGAGAAGGGAAGAAGCGAGGCGAAGUGUUUUUCGUGAGAGAUUAAUUAACUUAAAAUAAAAAGAAAAAAUUAAAAAAAAAAAAAUGAAGAAGCGCGCGAUAGAGAGAGGAAGUAAAAUAAAAGUAAUGAAAGAGAGAGAGAGAGAGAAAGAGGAUGAUGAGAGAUUUAAGAAAAAAAAAGAGCGCGGCGCGCAGCUUUUUGCGCUGUGCGCGUCUGUCGCUCGUCAGGGGGGAAAAUAAAGGAGAUUUUUUUAGUCGGAUAAAUUGUAUAAUAUAUUUAAUAUAUUUGGAGAAAAACGGUAGCGACAGGGUGAAUUUCGGCGAGGGCAUCGUGUCACUUCGACGGCGAGCGACAAACGCGAUCGGGCUCGCAGUUUUAUGCGACGCGAUUUUUUUUCACGUGGUUGUCGCUUCCUGGAAAGCCUUCCUCGCCCGCCUAGCCCUUCGCUCUCGUGCUUAUUUAUCAAGCGUAAAUAUUUAAUGAAACAAAAAAGUGAAUAACAUUUUGUAAGAAAAGAUAAAAAAGGAAGAAAGAAAAAUAAAUAAAAGGAAGCAAAGAAAAACGAUGAAAGUGCCAAGGAACAAAUUAUAUAGAAAGAAAUAAAGAAACAGGACAACACACACACGCAUGCGCUGAAGACACCGUUUCAUAGAAGACGAAUCAUCCAGAAACCAUAGAGUGUAAAAUGAAUACAAGCAAGGAACAUGCAUAUCUCGUUUAUUCUGAAAAAAACAAGUAAUUCACUUUGAUAAUCCAGAAGAUCAUUUACGCUACCUCGAGAAUCACCUGAUGCCCCUUUCUCCUGAAACGAGAUGCACGCCAGAUGCAUCAGGAUCAAUUUCUUCGACAAUUUUUCGGCCAAUAUCAAUCAAAAUUCAACGCACAGGGAAACACCGUAGAGAGAAUGGAAGAAGUACAAAGAGAGAAAGCACGACGCGAGUAUAUACAGAGAUACGAUCGCUCUUUUCACAGAAUUUCGUUGUUGUUGGAAAACCAAACAAAAAAAAAAACGACUACCUGAACCAACGACGAAAACCA
This is a messenger RNA of Megachile rotundata (alfalfa leafcutting bee), 8479 nucleotides long. It is a transcript of the gene Imp, whose product is annotated as IGF-II mRNA-binding protein. The record is from RefSeq and is a predicted model, not a curated record. NCBI's taxonomy places the organism in Eukaryota, Metazoa, Arthropoda, Insecta, Hymenoptera, Megachilidae. Gene Ontology annotation, molecular function: RNA binding.